Messenger RNA from Dracunculus medinensis (Guinea worm), 753 nucleotides. The record is from the annotation of a GenBank genome assembly. Lineage: Eukaryota; Metazoa; Nematoda; Chromadorea; Rhabditida; Dracunculidae.
AUGAAACUUCAAUACCUUUUUAUGUUAACUUUUAUUGUUUUGGCAUUCGCUCAUCCGAUAAUUAAAGAAGGUGGUGAUGAAAAAACGAGCGAAAUGAAAGAAGAAGUGGCUGCAACAGAAAUUAGCGGUAAGGGCGAAAUCACAACCGAAACUUCUCCCACUCAUAAUGAGAGUUUUACUGCAAUAUGCAAUUCACAGGAAAAUAAAAAAGAAGGAACACUAAUGGAAGAAUCAAAAAGUAAAGAAGAAGCAUCAAAAAGCGAUGAAAAAACUGAUACGAUGAAAACCGAUGAAAAAGGAGAUGAAGGAAUGGUAUCACAUGAGAAGAAAGAGGAAAAGGAUGAGAGUGAAGAAAAGAAGGAUGAUCAUAAAAAAGAAAAAUCUGAUGAAAAGGAGAGCCAUGAAGAAAGCGAGAAAAAAGAAACAAACGAGGAAAAAGGAGGAGAACUGAAGGAGGACCGGGGUCAUGAAACAAAAGAAGAGAAAAAAGCGGAAGAAGAACAUGAAAAAUUGAAAAAAUUUGCAAUUCCCGAAUCUGAGAAACACGACGACGCGAAUGAAUCGGAAAUGGCAACAAAAGGCGACGAAUCAACGCCAGAAGAGGGAAAUAAUACGGAAAGUCCAAAUGAAGAGGAAGCAAAAACGGAACAGAAACCAGAAGAAGGAGCCAAAAAAGAUAAUGAUGAAAAAGAGAAAGUGGAAAGCGAAAAAACUGAGGAUGAAGCCAAGGGCGAUGAACCAGUUGCUCAUUAG